CGGCAGGCACGCAGAAGGGGCCGAGAUGGGCAACGGAUGCAGAGGGAUGGUGUGGAGGAGAGGGAGAGUGGCGAAGGGCAAGGCGUGAGAGCAGAUAGAGAGGGUUUGGAGCGGUACGCAGGUCAGUGGCCCUCCCAGAGGGAUGCUGGUGAUAGGAGAGCAGAUGCCUGCUGA
Closterium sp. Naga37s-1 is the source of this 174-nucleotide messenger RNA. The record is from the annotation of a GenBank genome assembly. NCBI's taxonomy places the organism in Eukaryota, Viridiplantae, Streptophyta, Zygnematophyceae, Desmidiales, Closteriaceae.